GCACUCGACAUGAUUUGGAGUGAGCAGAGCCGAACCGGCCUGUGCCUGCCCUUCCUGCCCUUCGUCGGACUCGUCACCCAGAUCGGCCAGGGCUUCAAGACGAACCUCACGUAUCGCCCCGCCGCCAUUCGGAUCAUCGCCGAGGCCCUCCAGUGCUACUUGAUCAGCCUCCUCAACGACGCCAACCUCGUGGCCAUCUAUGCGGGGCGCGUCUGCCUAGAGCCCAAGGACAUUCAAUUUGCCCGCCGAAUCCGCGGUGAGCGGGCG
Molecule: messenger RNA, 267 nt
Organism: Emiliania huxleyi CCMP1516
Lineage: Eukaryota; Haptophyta; Isochrysidales; Noelaerhabdaceae
Exons: 1
Cellular component (GO): nucleosome
Molecular function (GO): protein heterodimerization activity; structural constituent of chromatin; DNA binding
Source: RefSeq, a predicted model, not a curated record